Molecule: messenger RNA, 768 nt
Organism: Physella acuta
Lineage: Eukaryota; Metazoa; Mollusca; Gastropoda; Physidae
Source: RefSeq, a predicted model, not a curated record
GAACAGCUGAAGAGUAUUUUUAGCAGCAAUGGCGAACCUGUAUACGUCAUCAACAUCACUCAUGGUCUGCGGGUGGGGAGAUGGAGCAUCAUGGGAAAUCACAAAAUGGUCGUGUCUGAUGACGUCAGUCCCGGUGCCCUGAUCAGGGGCGUGGCCACAGUCUCCGUGUCCUGGGGGUCCUACAGCAUGUCCUCCAGGACGGUCCCAUCCAACUACGUCAUCGUCCCCUACCCGGAAGUCACGGCCCAGAACGUCUCUUUACUAAACCAGCCAAUCAUGGGGCUGUUCACGACCCUCGUGACCAUCCGGUCGUCACGUGACAUCGUGAAUGGCGACUUUGAGUGUUACACGCCCCCCGAGAUGAUAUCCAAGGAGGUGCGGCUGACAGUACAGAACAUGAUGGUGGACACCAACGGCACCCACGGGAUGCCCAGCGAGACCCUGGAGCUGCUGGACAGUCUACAGGGCGGCAAGAUGUCCUCGCUGGGCUCCUACCAAAAUAACAUCGGGAUUCUCCGACUGCCCCGGGUCCCGCUGGCCAACUUCACGAGCGAGAUGGUCGUGACCUCGACCUUCACGGUCCGGGUCGAGGAUUACAGCGAGUUAAAGGACGGUGACAUCUGGCCAAUCAACAUGGGCACCAACUUCCACAACAACGUCAUGUGGGUGGGGAUGAUCCAGGUCACCAUCGACGCUCCCCUGGUGCGACUUCCGGUCCUGCUGGUCAGCAUGCAACAGAGUGGGCAGUGUGCGUAUGACGGCAGGUAA